Messenger RNA from Ostreobium quekettii, 861 nucleotides. The record is from the annotation of a GenBank genome assembly. NCBI's taxonomy places the organism in Eukaryota, Viridiplantae, Chlorophyta, Ulvophyceae, Bryopsidales, Ostreobiaceae.
AUGUUUGAGACGUUCAACGUGUCUGGCUUGUUCAUUGGGGUGCAGGCCGUGCUGGCGCUGUAUGCAAGCCUCAUGGCCGCCGACGCUACAAGCGAGGCAAGGAUCAAUCCGGCUGGGGGACUGACGGGCACCGUUGUUGACGUGGGCGAUGGUGUCACACAUGUUAUCCCCAUCGUAGACAGCUACGUCAUCGCCAGCAGCAUCAAAUCGAUUCCCAUCGCCGGGAGGGACGUCUCGGCCUUUGUCCAGCAACUGAUUAGGGACCGGGGCGAGUCUGUGCCCGCGGACAUGGCACUGGAAGUCGCAAAAGCCGCCAAGGAGAAGUACUGUUACGUCUGCCCUGAUGUCUCAAAGGAGUUCGUGCGCUUCGAUGCAGACCGCGCGAGGGCCGUGAAGCAGUACAAGGGAAUCAACAACAGAACGGGCCAGGAAUUCAUGUGCGACAUUGGUCCGGAGCGGUUUCUGGGCCCCGAAAUAUUCUUCACACCUGAGAUGUACAAUUCGAACCAUUCAAGGUCCUUGCCAUGCGUGGUUGAUGACGUCAUCCAGUUAUGCCCCAUCGACACCAAGAGGGCACUCUACCGAAACAUUGUGCUCAGCGGUGGAUCCACCAUGUUCAAAGGCUUCGGCCGCCGGCUUGGCCGGGACCUGAGGGCACGCGUGAACAGCCGCUUGGCCGACAACGUUCAGCCCGUUGACGUCCACGUGCUAAGCCACCCCUUUCAGCGAUACGCCGUAUGGCUGGGCGGCAGUCUGUUGGCCACACGGGACGAAUUCCGACUUGCUUGCAAGUCAAGAGAAGACUAUCAGGAACAUGGCCCGAGUAUCUGUCGCACAAAUUACGUUUUCAGAGACGUGUGA